Penicillium chermesinum is the source of this 1452-nucleotide messenger RNA. RefSeq names its product splicing factor ESS-2 family protein. The coding region runs from base 1 to 1452 and encodes 483 amino acids. The transcript has a single exon. NCBI's taxonomy places the organism in Eukaryota, Fungi, Ascomycota, Eurotiomycetes, Eurotiales, Aspergillaceae. The record is from RefSeq and is a predicted model, not a curated record. Gene Ontology annotation, cellular component: catalytic step 2 spliceosome.
AUGGCCUCCCCGCCACCUUCGCAGGCCCUGGCCAAGCGACCAGAGGCGCAGCUAAUGCCUCCUCCGCCUGCCCCAAAACGGAUCAAACGCCCCGCCACCGUGUUGGACGAAGACGUCUACACCAGCAGCCUCUCCCACAUCAUCGCCCGGGAUUUCUUCCCAGGCGUUCUUGAGACCCAGGCAAAGCAAGAAUACCUCGACGCACUAGAAUCGAAGGAUGCAGGAUGGAUCGCCAGUUCCAAAAAACAGCUUGCAGAUGUUCUGCGCACCCCGAUUCCAGGCUCAAAUGCCCGCAAGAAGAGCUCUGGUUCUGUUUCGGUUCCUGGAACUCCCCAGCACACCCCGACCUCGUCGGACAAAACUCCUCGUGGCUGGGGAGGCGACACGCCAAUGUCGGUCGCAUCAACUUCCGUGACCGCUAUUGAAGAAAAGCAUCUUCAUAUUCCGGACGUGUCAAAUAUGGGGCUGAUGGCUUUCCAAGCCAAGUACACCAGUGAGGAUAAUGAGUCUUUCAACAAAGUUGUUGACAAGCAGAAUGCGAAGAAGAGGGAAAAGUACAGUUGGCUCUGGAAUAAUAAUAAAGUUCCAUCAGCGCGGCAAAUCGCACACCACCAGCGCGAAGUCAAGCGCAUCACAGCACAAGGCGGAAACCCUGCGAUGCUGAUGGCCAAGCACGAGUCCGAACAGCCAACUUUGAAAACGGACCUCGAUGCCCGCCCAGCAAUGCCCGAUACCUGGAAAUCAAAACCAGACAAUGGACUCAUGUUCCUUCCCAGUUCUGUCGAGGAUACCCACGAGACUCGCCAGCAAAAGGCGGAAUUGGCUUCUCGAGCCGCCCCCAAACGUACCAUUUUCCAGAACACACGAUUCCUGGAUGCGGAUGCUGCGGCCGCUGCAGAUGCGACCAACUCCGUUCCGCCGUCGCCCUCUCUGUCCGCCAUCCAAGACGCGAUUGCAGGCCGUCCCCAUUUCAGCGCAUCUGAAGCCGCCUCUGCUGUAGGAGGUAGUGAAACCCCACGCAUGAAUGGCUACGCCUUUGUCGAUGAAGAUGAACCCGAACCCGAGCCAACGUCAACGUCUGCCCUCGAUGCCGACUGGCGUCUCCUCGGCUCGGGCGACGCCACGCCCAACCCAUUCCACAUCAGCGAGGCCCGCAAACGAGAAGCUCUACAUCACCGCAUGGUCGAACGGGUUUCUCGAAACAAGCGUGCUGAAAAGGCUGCCCGUGUCACUAAAACGCCCGUCCCGGCUAGCCCGCGUUUUGCCAGCAGUCCGCGCUUAGAUUUUGGGCUGCGCUCGGUCCAUUCAACGCCGAGGGCAGGAGCACAAACAAAAAUGCUCACCCCUGCUGCGCAACGAUUGUUGUCGCAAGUUGGUGGAAGCACCCCGCGGGCCUCGGAAUCGCAAUCUGGAAUGCGAGAUAUUUGGACUCCGACCCCGCGGCGCAAGUAA